AUGGAUCCUUUCGCAGCCUUCGCAUCAAGAAGUCUGGUGACAAAGACGGAGGCAGGUUGUUGGGAUGCCAUGACCAUAAAGGAAGCCAUCGAGCUAUCGUGCGCAGUGACGCCGGAGACGAGUGGUGGCGUGCCGUGCCCAAAGCUGGUGGUUACUUCCUCCAAAAGGCAGCCGGGCCACAAAAUGCGAGAGUACUUGACCCCAGGACAAACACGUGAUGACCACUCCAAGCAUGUUGACCUCGGGGAAGUAGACGUGAAGCACCUUGAUUUCAAUCGGGACGACUGCACCCACCCGGUGAUUUGCAUGCUCGUGACUGCCCGCGAGAAUUUUUGUCGGCACUGGCUCCUCGCGCCCUACGUGCGGCCAUACACCUCCCUGCGCUCCCCUGCGGACUGGCGCCGGGGUCGAAAAAGUCAGACCGAGCCGUCCCGUGCUGGGCCUUCGUAUUUGCAGAAGGAGUACGGCGAGAAGCUCGCAGCUUUGGCAGAGCGGCUCCGGCGAAACUCCUUGGGUCCUUGGGGAGGCCGGUGCGCCUUCGAGCUCCUCGUGGGUCAGCGUGCGCUUUGGGGCUUCGUGGCCUGCACCACCUCGGACAUGAGGAUCCUCUCCGCCUUUGGUCUGCUACAGUUCGCUGUUGUUCCUUUCUCGCUGACUUGCUCCUCGAUGAUCUUCAAUGUUCUUGCCUGGGCCGCUUCAGAUUUCUGCCCAGCUUUGUCAUAG
Symbiodinium sp. CCMP2592 is the source of this 723-nucleotide messenger RNA. Lineage: Eukaryota; Dinophyceae; Suessiales; Symbiodiniaceae. The record is from the annotation of a GenBank genome assembly.